AUGGUAGGUGGGGACUUCAAUGUUUGUAUAUUUGAGAAUGAAAGAUACAAUUGCAUUAGCAGUUCCAGGGCAAUGACUGCUUUCUCUGAUUUCAUUCAAGAUAUGGGAUUGAUUGACCUUCCUCUUCAAGGGGCCUUCUACACUUGGACCAGGAAUGCUGAAUGUCUACAAGCCUCCAGAACUGAUAGGUUUCUUGUCUCUUCUGAAUGGAGUGAUCACUUUGGGGUUAUUUCUCAAAAAACUCUCCCCAGAGUUGUCUCUGAUCAUUGCCCUAUAGCUCUAGAAUGCUUUGGUGAUCUGGUGAAACAAUGGUGGCAGGGGUAUGAAGUGAAUGGUUCCUCAGAUUUUAUGCUUUCUCAGAAGAUCAGAAUGCUAAAAAAGGAACUGGUCAGGUUGCUGCAAAUGUUGGAUCAGGUUGCUGAAAAUAGAGUGUUGACCCAAGAUGAGACUAACAAAUCCUUGUCACUAAAAUUGGAACUUCAACAACUAGCCAAGGAAGUGAAUAAAAAUACUAAGUACUUUCAAAGAAUUGCCAACACUCAUAGGAGGUACAAUUGUAUUGACAGGCUGCAAGUGGUUGAUGAGAUUAUUGAGGAUAAGCAAGUGAUCUUGGACUUCUACCAAGAACUAUACUGUGAGAAUGAAGAAUGGAGGCAUACUACUGAUUUUGAAGGUUUGAACUGUCUUGACAAUGAAGACAAAGAAACCUUAGAAUGCUCUUUUGAAGAAGAUGAAGUCCUCAAUGCCAUCAACUCUUGUGCUCCAGAUAAGAGUCCUGGACCAGAUAGAUUUACUAUGGCUUUUUUCCAGAAAUGCUGGUCCACUAUCAAGCAGGAUGUCAUGAACACCUUCAACCAUUUUCAUACCAACUCACUGUUGGACAUAGAAAAGGCUUUUGACAAACUUAACCGGAAAUACUUAAUCUCUAUUUUGAGGCAAAUGGGAUUUGGAGAUAGGUGGAUUAGAAGGAUCAGGUUCUCCCAUUCUGUUCUUGUUAAUAAGAGCCCAGUUGGUUUUUUUGUCUCCCAAGAGAGGAAUAAGAUAAGGGGAUAUGGUUAA
Lycium ferocissimum is the source of this 1059-nucleotide messenger RNA. RefSeq lists its product as uncharacterized. Bases 1 to 1059 code for a protein of 352 amino acids. NCBI's taxonomy places the organism in Eukaryota, Viridiplantae, Streptophyta, Magnoliopsida, Solanales, Solanaceae. The transcript has 4 exons. The record is from RefSeq and is a predicted model, not a curated record.